AUGUCUGUGGUCGGUAUUGAUUUCGGUGCUCAGAGCACCAAAAUCGGUGUGGCCCGCAAUAAGGGUAUCGAUAUCAUUACCAAUGAGGUCUCCAACAGAUCUACGCCGAGCCUGGUUGGAUUCGGCCCCAAGAGCAGAUAUCUAGGCGAAGCCGCAAAGACACAAGAAGUUUCCAACCUCAAGAACACCGUCGGCAGUCUCAAGCGUCUCAUCGGUCGCAGCUUGUCCGACCCGGAUGUGCAGGCCGAGAAGGAAUACAACACCGCAACUUUCUGCGAGGUAGAGGGCCAGGUCGGUGUGGAGGUCAGCUACCUCGGAAAGAAGGACAAGUUCAGCGCUACGCAACUGGUUGCUAUGUACUUGGACAAGAUUAAGCAGACAGCUUCGAAAGAGAUCAAGUUGGGUGUCUCGGACGUGGUUAUCAGCGUUCCUGCCUGGUUCACAGACUCGCAACGACGAGCCAUGUUGGAUGCCGCCGAUAUUGCCGGUCUCAAAGCUCUCCGAUUGAUCAACGACACCACCGCUAUCGCUCUCGGUUACGGUAUCACCAAGUUGGAUCUCCCCGGUCCCGAGGAGCAGCCUCGCCGUGUCGCUUUCGUCGAUAUUGGUCACAGCAACUACACCGUCUCGAUUGUGGAGUUCCGCAAGGGAGAGCUUAAUGUCAAGUCCACUGCAUGGGACCGUAACUUUGGUGGUCGUAACUUUGACAAGGCGCUCACCGACCACUUCGCCGAUGAGUUCAAGGAAAAGUUUAAAAUCGACAUCCGCUCCAACCCCAAGGCUUGGGCGCGUACAUUGACUGCCGCUGAGAAGUUGAAGAAGGUUCUUUCCGCCAACGCCCAGGCCCCUCUCAACAUCGAGUCUUUGAUGGACGACAUUGACGUUCGUACCAUGGUGAAGCGUGAGGAGAUGCAAGAAAUGGUUAAGCCUCUCUUGGAACGAAUUUCAGUUCCUUUGGAGCAGGCGCUCGCCGAAGCCAAGCUCACGCCUGAAGAUAUUGACAGCAUUGAGAUGGUUGGUGGCUGCACACGUGUUCCUGCUAUCAAGGAGGCCGUUGCCAACUUCUUCGGAAAGCCCCUUUCUUUCACUCUUAACCAAGACGAGGCUGUUGCUCGUGGUUGCACAUUCAGCUGCGCUAUCUUGUCUCCUGUCUUCCGUGUGCGUGACUUUUCCGUGCACGACAUUGUCAACUACCCGAUUGAGUUCACCUGGGAACAAUCCCCCGAGAUCCCAGAUGAGGACACCAGCCUGACUGUCUUCAACAAGGGCAACGUCUUGCCUUCUACCAAGAUUCUUACUUUCUAUCGUCGACAGCCUUUUGAUUUGGAGGCUCGCUACGUCAAGCCCGAGGGUCUUCCAGGAAAGAUCAACCCGUGGAUUGGCCGAUUCUCUGUCAAAGGUGUCCAGGCUCAGGCCGACAACGACUUUAUGAUUUGCAAGCUCAAGGCUCGUCUUAACUUGCACGGUAUUCUCAACGUCGAGUCCGGGUACUAUGUUGAGGACAUCGAGGUUGAAGAGCCUGUUGAGGAGGGUGAGAAGAAGGAUGGCGAUUCUAUGGAUACCGAUGCUGCUGAUGGCGAAAAGAAGACCCGCAAGGUCAAGAAGCAGGUCCGCAAGGGUGAUCUCCCUAUCUCCGCCGGCACAACUGGUCUCGACGAGGCGACCAAGGCUGCCUGGACCGAGAAGGAGAAUGCCAUGACUAUGGAAGACAAGCUUGUUGCCGACACCGACGAGAAGAAGAACGAGCUUGAAUCUUACAUCUACGAGCUCCGUGACAAGAUUGAGACCACCUAUGAAGAGUUCUCCAGUGAGGAAGAGAAGGAGAAGUUGCGCGCCAAGUUGACCGAAGCUGAGGAUUGGCUCUACGAAGAAGGUGAAGACACCACCAAGGCCAUCUACGUCUCGAAGAUGGAGGAGAUCCGAUUCAUCGCCGGACCCAUCAUCCAGCGAUACAUGGAUAAGGUCGAGAACGAGCGCCUGUCCAAACUCCAGGCCCAACAAGAAGAAGCCGCCAAGCGAAAAGCAGCGGAGGAUUCCAAGAAGGCCGCUGAAGGACAAACCCCUGACGCGGAGAUGAAAGAUGCCCCAGCUGAGGGUGAAGCCAAGAGUGACCUCGAUUAA
Messenger RNA from Talaromyces marneffei, 2121 nucleotides. RefSeq lists its product as uncharacterized. Gene Ontology annotation, biological process: protein folding. Gene Ontology annotation, cellular component: nucleus; cytosol. The record is from RefSeq and is a predicted model, not a curated record. The transcript has 5 exons. Gene Ontology annotation, molecular function: ATP-dependent protein folding chaperone; ATP binding. NCBI's taxonomy places the organism in Eukaryota, Fungi, Ascomycota, Eurotiomycetes, Eurotiales, Trichocomaceae. The coding region runs from base 1 to 2121 and encodes 706 amino acids.